Danio rerio (zebrafish) is the source of this 1081-nucleotide messenger RNA. RefSeq names its product zgc:172014. Lineage: Eukaryota; Metazoa; Chordata; Actinopteri; Cypriniformes; Danionidae. The record is from RefSeq and is marked predicted.
GUGAAGAGGACAAGUGAAGAGGUGUUUUAUGGUUGAAAAAGACCAGGCUGAAAUCAAUGCCAUCCGUAAGGUGUUCAACGAGUCAGACAGUCUCCUUUGUUGGUACCAUGUAACGCAAGCAGUAACUUGUUGGCUGUCAAUAUCUGAAUCUGGUGUGAGUGGACCUGAAAAGGCAGAUUCAAGAGCGCACAUCAUACAGUUUAUGUCAGAGAUGAAAUGCUGUUCAAAGGCACAAGAAUUUAAGGAAAAGGCUGAGAUGUUUCACUGCCAGUUUAGGAACUUCAAAUAUGUCUGCAAGUACUUCAGGAACAACUGGGAGACAAUUGGUCAUCUGUGGUCUAACUUUGGAAGAUGCUAUAAACAGAGACUCUGACACAAACAGGGAGACUGGUCUGAAAUACAUGAUACCCCCAUGAAAAACGGAAGUGUUGGCAGGUGUGCUUACCAGUUUAAUAUUUGAUCUGCAAUAGUUAGAAAUCAGACUGUUAUAUCUUUUAAGCGUAACGCCUGUUUCACACCGCAAGCGUCAGCGGUGCGUGUUUUUUUGGCGUCCAUGUUAACAGAUUAGAGCUUUCAUACGUUGCUGAAGCAGCAGUGCAGCGAUAGUUUCGGCGCUGGGUCUAUUUUUGACGCGCUGCUCACGCUCAAAGUGACAGUGCAUUGAUAAUGACCUAAAUACAUUGAAUGACAGUAAAAAGUAACAAUUUUACUCAAUAAAUGCGUCAAUAAUAUCAACUGAUUUAUAUAUAGUCAAUCAAAUGAACUUAAACCAUUAAAAACUGCAACAAACCUUUAUUUCGGGCCAAACUACAAAACCAAUAGUUAAACAAUUUUAGUAUCAGUUUUCUUGGCGAGGGGAAGUGAUUUACGGGAAUUGUAGUCCAUAGCAAAGUGUAUUGUGGGUAGUGUAGUUCGACAUGCAUGCUGGAUGAUGUGAACUCGCUGUGUGCUGUGCUGCUCAAGCAGAGGAAGAAAGCUUUAUUCGGCUUUGCUUUAUGUUCGCUCAAGUUAUUUCACCUGGGAGCUGUUCGCACUGUGAACCUGACAACACGAAAAUAAGUAAAGGAAGGGCAUGCAUUGA